CCUCGCAUCUGUCCAAAGGUUGUCAUAAGCAAAGAGGCCCGUGCUCUACUCACAGCCAACCGACGUGCCAAGUCUCGUCAGUUCAAAAUCACCCUUGAUGAGGCUUGGGGCCAGAUCGACGAGGCCACGAAGACUAUCGCUUCAGCUCACCAUAAAAGCAUUCGCCGUGUGCAGAAUGAACUGUACAUUGGCCAAGGGAUCCUGCGUUCUAAGCGCUCCAAGCUGAACGCAUGGAAUGCAUUCUGCUGGAAAAAAAACCAGGCCAGCGAAAAUCGCAACCAAGGCAAAGGCGCACUUCAACAGCUUGUUCAUGAGCAUAAGGACGAGUACCACAACCUUUCAAAGGACGAGCGGGCAGAUCUACUUAAAGAGUAUGCCGACUGGUCAUUAACAAAGGCUACUGGUGUGCGCACCUCCACCAAAUCGAAGGUCAACGAUAUCACUCAAACACUCAAGGCAAGGCUGUCGAAAUUGAGGUUUGCUCUGCAAUGUCGUACAGGCGCAGAAAGCAUAUUCUAUACCACGCGCGGUGACAGCGGGUCGACUGAUCUUCCCCUUCAAAGCAUAGCCUUUGCGACUGAAGGCGUUCAGGACUUCAUGCCAUCUGUGAUGGGCGUCAACAAUCAAGAUCUACUUGGUAAGAUGGAAGGCUUUGCGGUUCAAGGUGUGAAAGGUGCUGCACAAAAUCACCAAGAGCAUGUGUCUCAAGCACAGGCAGCCAUCCGCAAUAUUAUCAACAGUACUCUUCGUCAGAUCACUGGCAACCCUGACGCCAACAUGCAAUGGGCACUUUAUUUCCGGAACGUUGUCCAAUGCUACCAAGUCAUGAUAGAGGGGUGGCCUGACAAUAUUCCGUUCGCCAACCUUAGCCAAGUGUCUAGCGCCCUCCCAGAGCUCGACAGGCUCUUCCGGAGGUGGAAGUCGGGUGUGACGCACUGGAAGACUUUAACGGACGAGGAAUUCGAGAAAGUUCUCCAGGAGCACAAUGAUAAACUCGACCAUGGCGAGAUCCACGACCAUAGACGACGGACUCGAUCUGACAAGGGUAAGAAACGAAAGAAGCCCACAGCCAUGGAUUCUAGCUUGCACGGCCGCAAGAAGUAUAAGAGUGCAGCUACUGUCGAAGACAGUGAUAAGGAG
Molecule: messenger RNA, 1140 nt
Organism: Suillus subalutaceus
Lineage: Eukaryota; Fungi; Basidiomycota; Agaricomycetes; Boletales; Suillaceae
Exons: 6
Source: RefSeq, a predicted model, not a curated record